Molecule: messenger RNA, 2691 nt
Organism: Babesia bigemina
Lineage: Eukaryota; Apicomplexa; Aconoidasida; Piroplasmida; Babesiidae
Exons: 4
Coding region: 1-2691 (896 amino acids)
Source: RefSeq, a predicted model, not a curated record
AUGUACAGCGCCCAGCGCUUCGUCCCGCUGCGGGACGCAGGGCUGGAGCAGGCGUCCGUCCGUCGCUACAACGUCGACUUUUGCCAGGUGUAUGCCAAUCCGGACUCCGUUGUGCACGAUGGCUCCGGUAGCCUCAAGCUCUACGUCGUGGCUCGUCGCAACAGCACCCCUAGCCUGCAAGCCUACAUGCCGUACGACGUGUUCACGCACGUGAACGAUUGGGUGGACCUCCAGGAAGCGUGUUCGGUGGCGGAUGAGGACAUUUUCGACAACGGAAUCUCGUCGUCCGACGAGGAGGGGAGCAUGUACAUCGGGGGGGCCAGCCCCCCGCUUAUCGCAAGUCCGGAGCCGUUCACAUCGCCAGGUCGUGCGUCUUCCGCCGCAUCGAGAUCGCAUCCGCAUCACUUCGACUCUGAUGCGUCCACGGUGCGGUCAGCAACCCGUUCGGCAGCACGUUCGCCAUCUCAGCCCUCGGCGCGGCGGCCGGUUUAUGACGCGGUGGUGCCAGCUGCCGAACUGCCCCAAGAUGAGGGCAUUGCGGACGAAAUCGUUGAAGAUGAUGACGGCCCCAUCUAUCAUGGCGUUUCGCCACCGCCAGUGCUGUCGCGUUCACCAGCUCCUCGCAGCGUGUCUUUUGCGAAACCUGUCGUCGUCGCCUCCCCCAGGCCGCGUGGCAAGCGGACCAUAUCCGGCCGCAACAACCUGUCGCCGCCGUCGCCAACUGGUUAUUCGCCGUUCGCGUCCUUCGGCGCCGUCUACAGCAGCGGCCUGCAGGGCCAAACGGCCCAGGACAUUGCCGCCGUCGCCACCGACACGCUUGCUGCCCUGAGGGACCUGAACCCCGUCGCCCCGCGCGCAACAGCGCCCAAUGUGGACCCGGCGCCAGCGCCAAAGCGCAAGACGAAGCGGGGCACUCGCAGCAAACGCGCCCCUGCCGCUGAAGCGCCGGAAACGGUCAGCAUGGCCUCUGCAGGUGCGGACGGCAUGGGGUUGAGAAUCGUCGAUGCGUCGGUCGUCGACCCGUAUCCCAUCGACGACACUUUUGACGAGCCGUAUUAUCCGACCUACCACGCAACCGACGAUCUAGGUGAAGAUACAGGCACGGGUGACUUAGUGGCAACGUCAGAGCUGUCUGGCCAUGCGGAUCCGCCGCCAGCUGCAGCUUCUGAUGCGGGUGCUAAGAACCGCAAGAGGAGCAGAAAACGUGUCUCGACUGCGGUCCUUUCCCUACCUCCAACCACCGUCGAGGAACUCCCAGCCGCCGCCGGCACCCAACGGCAUCCCGAUGAACCGCGAGCUAUCGCCGACACCGCAGCUCCAGCUGCAGCGCCUAGUCUACGCCACGACCAGGGCGUGCAAACGCUCGCCGUGGAGCCCAUGCGCACGUCCCUGGGGGUCGGCAAUGACGACUUCGACAUGGAUGAGUACAACAGCCUGGCAGACCGCGUGACCGCUGGCAGCCUGGGCCCGAAGAUCGCGAAGAAGCCGGCUCCCACGCGCGAGCGGCGCCCUCGGAAGGCGGUGAAUAGCGCGAUGCUGCUCAAUAGCUGGUACAUAUCGUACGUGGACGAUCGCAAAGGCACCAAGAAGCGCUAUGAGCCUGUGGACCCGUACGUCGGCAGGAACCGCCGGUACCCCAGCCGCGCUCGUCUGCCGCCCAUCCAGCAUUGGAACUCCAACAUCACCCCGGAUGGGUCGUCGGUGUUGUUCCUGAUCGGCGUGACCUCGGACGACACGAAGCUGAAUUUGCAGGCGCAGCAUGCGUCUGGCGACGUGGUGCUCUUUAACGAGGACGCUGCCGCUCCGGAGAGCUCGCCCAGCGCCAGGGUGCACCCCGACAACCUGCCGGAGGCGUCCCUGGUGAUGACGGACUCCAGCGGCAUGAUGGAGAUGCAGGUGAUCGAGUCGUCGCCGAUGGCGCGGCUCGCGCUUUCUGACAGGGCGCACAACGUGCCCACCGCCACCUCCACCGAACUAGCGCUAGCCGAUGUCGGUGCCCCUGCGGUCGAACCCGGGGCCAAGAGAAGGCGGAGCCGGCGUGCUGCCAAGGUGCCGGCCAGUGAUGGCGACAUCGGGGUCGACGCGGGCACUGCGCCACGCAGCGCCCCGGCCAAAGGCAAAGCGAAGCGCGCCGCACCCAAGCCGAAACCUGGCGGGCGGAAGCGCACUCGCCAAAUGACAGUGUCUGAGGCGUUGGAGAUUCUGAAGUCGGACAGCGCCGGAUCGUCGCUUGGUCUGGACGAGAGCCCGAAGAGCCGCCGUCAAUCUGAGUUUUACCAGGAGCUGGCCUUUAACCAUCCCAAGAAGGCCAACGUGGCUGCUCUGCCGUCGGAUUCCAUUGCUAUGCAGGACGGACGGCAUAUCUCCUACAGAUCGUUUUUCCGCGUGGACGAGGUGGAGACGCAGAUGUACCACGGGUCGCUAUUCCAGCCGCUGGUGAUGAACUCGCGCUGCCGGAGCUCGAACGUCAUUAUCCCCGUCGGCUGCCAUGUCAGCAUGGGCAACGUGAACGGCAAUUUCAUCUGCGGCUAUCUGUACUGCGGGGAGAACGUGGCCAUCCGUGGCCUCGGCAUAUCGUGGCCCCUGAAAGCGAAGCAGACCUUUUUCCUCCCCAUUUACGAGGAGUGGGGCAUAUACAACGAGAGCCGGAGCAUGGACGCCAACAUCGCGCUGACCUUCGUCAGCAUCUAG